AUGUCCUCCAACGAGAACCCCCCCAUGCCCACUGCCACCUCCGACCCCAAUGCCCCCUCCAAAACCUAUCAUGCAUCCUGCCACUGCGGCAACAUCCAAUUCUCCGCCAAGGUGUCUCCACCGCUCGAAGAUGGAGCGCACGAGGUGGCGAGCUGCAACUGCUCCAUCUGCGUCAGCAAGGGGUACCUGCUCAUCUACCUGACCCACGACGCCGUCACUUUUGAGAGCGGCGAGAGCGAACUGAAGGACUACAGCUUCAACGAGAAGAGGGUGAAGCAUUUCUUCUGCCCGAAUUGCGGCACCGCUCUGUUCAUAUCGUCCGUCACGCCGGGGUUUUUCGAGGGCAUGAAGGCUGUGAAUGUCCGCGCCUUCAAGGACAUCGACAUCGAUUCUCUGAAGAUUAAGAAGAUGGACGGAAAGCGCAUUUGA
Messenger RNA from Diplodia corticola, 429 nucleotides. RefSeq names its product aldehyde-activating protein. The record is from RefSeq and is a predicted model, not a curated record. Gene Ontology annotation, molecular function: carbon-sulfur lyase activity. The coding region runs from base 1 to 429 and encodes 142 amino acids. The transcript has 3 exons. Lineage: Eukaryota; Fungi; Ascomycota; Dothideomycetes; Botryosphaeriales; Botryosphaeriaceae.